AUCACCGGGUUGAGUGAGUUGUAUUUUCCCAGGCCCCGCCUACCACACGCACAUGCACUCAUUCAUUAGUCAGCGUCUUUCCGCGGCCAUGGCAACAUCAGUGCGCAACGGACUCUGGACCGCUCGAAUGUAAAAGUGCCUCGAAUAAAGGACUCAUGGCCUUCAAUCAACCAUACUCAAACCAGCUUCUCUAAUGACGCUGUGAACUCCGGUUGCAUUAAAGCGCUGAAACAACAUUCAGUUUGAUUUCUUUCUCAUCAUGAAUCUGACUGAGAUUUGCGACAAUGCUAAGAAAGGAAGAGAAUAUGCGCUACUGGGGAACUAUGACUCGUCCAUGGUGUACUACCAAGGUGUUAUACAACAGAUCCAUAAGCACUGUUUGUCCCUCAGAGAUCCUGCCCUGAAAGUCAAAUGGCAACAAAUUCGGCAAGAACUGGCAGAGGAAUAUGAGCAGGUGAAAAGCAUUGUAAACACCCUGGAGAGUUUCAAGAUGGACAAACCAGUUGAUUUCCCAAACCCUUUGGCUGAAGAAAGCCCAAGGGACCCUGAUGUCUGGCCUCCACCAACCCCAGCAGAGCACAGGGGACCUGUCCAGGUGAAGAAGCCGGUCCCCGUAUCAAAGCCUCAGAGGAAAGAGUCACCUGGGAUGCAGCAUCGCGGACCUGUGGGGAGGGGUCAGCUCAACGUCAAAUCAGAUAGACCGAACACCCGUGACGGCCGUGGAAAUAAAGUUAAGGAGGAUAAAAGUAAGAAGAAUUCCCAGGAGGGUGCUGCUGAUGUGGAACAGAGGAAGUUUGAUGGCACCGGCUUUGACAGCGAUCUGGUGGAUGCACUGGAGAGAGAUAUUGUGUCCCGGAAUCUCAAUAUCCACUGGGAUGACAUAGCAGAUCUGGAAGAUGCCAAAAAGCUGCUGAGAGAGGCAGUGGUCCUGCCGAUGUGGAUGCCAGACUUCUUCAAGGGGAUCCGCCGCCCGUGGAAGGGGGUGCUGAUGGUGGGGCCUCCAGGUACAGGGAAGACCAUGCUGGCUAAAGCGGUGGCGACCGAAUGUGGCACAACAUUUUUCAAUGUGUCGUCCUCCACGCUGACCUCAAAAUACAGGGGAGAGUCUGAGAAACUGGUGCGGCUCCUCUUUGAAAUGGCUCGUUUUUAUGCUCCCACGACAAUUUUUAUUGAUGAGAUCGACUCUAUUUGCGGGAGGCGGGGCACAUCAGAUGAACACGAGGCCAGUCGCAGAGUGAAGUCCGAAUUACUCGUGCAGAUGGAUGGGGUAGGAGGUGCUCAAGAGAGUGACGAUCCCUCUAAAAUGGUAAUGGUCCUGGCUGCCACUAACUUCCCCUGGGACAUUGACGAGGCUCUAAGGAGACGACUGGAGAAGAGGAUCUACAUUCCACUGCCCACUGCUGAAGGACGGGCAGAACUGUUAAAGAUCAACCUACGGGAAGUUGAAGUGGAAUCUGACGUGGAUCUCGCCCUCAUCGCUGAGAAAAUUGAGGGUUAUUCAGGAGCUGACAUCACCAACGUCUGCAGAGAUGCAUCAAUGAUGGCCAUGAGAAGGAGGAUCAUGGGCCUGAGUCCGGAGGAGAUCCGUGCUCUUUCUAAAGACGAGCUGCAGAUGCCAGUCACCAUGGAGGACUUUGAGCUUACACUCAAGAAGAUCUCCAAAUCCGUGUCGUCUUCAGACCUGGAGAAGUACGAGUCCUGGAUGUCCGAGUUUGGGUCUGUGUAAAAGUCAAGUGAGAAAGUGGGAGAGCACAUUGUGGACCAAUACUAGGAGAAAAGGCACGGUUUUAUGUUUCCAAGACAUUUUUUAUUUUCAAAUGUGACUUUAUUUCAGGAUAACCCCUUGAGAUGUUACAUCUCAUUUUCAAGGUGGUCCUGCAGCAUAUAAUAUGCUACUGAAUACUAGUUAAACCGGUGUUCAGAUGUGUUCGGACAUGUUUGAACCGAGAGGAGUUGCAUAAAUGCACUAGCGGUCUGUGUAUGGCACUGAGCCACUUUUAUUUGUUUCUAGCAUCUCAGUUUCAAGUCAUUUCUAACUUCAUUCUCUUCUAACAGAUGGAGAGCACAUGAGUUGCUAAUGAUCUGUUUUUAGUUUCAAAAACUGAAAAGCUUGUGAAAAUUAUACUUGACGAGGGAGUUCUGGUACAGUACUGGAUGUUUUUUUUUAAUGUUUGAUAGUGUGUAGACACUCAUAGGUGCUGUGUUCUUUUAUUUGCUUUACUUUGAUAGUUAAUAAAAUUAACAUUUAUUCUCUACCUAUUACGUGUGUUUUGGCCAGAAACAAACAAAAUGUACCUUAUUUACUUUCUCAAUACAAGUUUUAAUUAUA
This is a messenger RNA of Pimephales promelas (fathead minnow), 2329 nucleotides long. It is a transcript of the gene katnal1, whose product is annotated as katanin p60 subunit A-like 1. Gene Ontology annotation, cellular component: microtubule cytoskeleton. NCBI's taxonomy places the organism in Eukaryota, Metazoa, Chordata, Actinopteri, Cypriniformes, Leuciscidae. The record is from RefSeq and is a predicted model, not a curated record. Gene Ontology annotation, biological process: microtubule severing. Gene Ontology annotation, molecular function: microtubule severing ATPase activity; microtubule binding; ATP hydrolysis activity.